Pezoporus occidentalis (night parrot) is the source of this 4791-nucleotide messenger RNA. RefSeq names its product claspin (gene CLSPN). The record is from RefSeq and is a predicted model, not a curated record. Lineage: Eukaryota; Metazoa; Chordata; Aves; Psittaciformes; Psittacidae. Gene Ontology annotation, molecular function: anaphase-promoting complex binding. Bases 98 to 4087 code for a protein of 1329 amino acids. The transcript has 25 exons. Gene Ontology annotation, biological process: mitotic G2 DNA damage checkpoint signaling; activation of protein kinase activity; mitotic DNA replication checkpoint signaling.
GCUAUUGGCUGUCUCUAGGGAUAGGCGGGGUUAUUUCAGGGCGCGAAGACUCGAAGCGGGCUCCUACGCGGUUGUGUGGCGGGAGCGGGUCAGGGCGAUGGCGGCGGCGGCGGCGGCGGCUCCCGCCGAGUCUCCAUUAGAAGAUUUGAGUUCUGACUUGCAGAAACGCCUGGACAGUGACUCUGACAGCGGACAGGGCAGCUGUGAAACAGCCUCUCCGGGUCACCUCAGCAAAGGGCCAGCAUCUCCUGAUGACAGAGAUUCAGAGGAAGAGAUUUUUGUACGUAAAAAGACAAAAAGCAAGAAGGUGCUUCAGGACAGUGAGAGUGAAGAUGGAGAGGAUGUGCAGAAUGGAACUCCAGGGAAAGAUAAGGAAAAUGAGGAGGAAAAAGAAAAUAUUACAGCCCAGAGGAUCAAGAAACCCCAUCGGAUUCGCCAAGGCCUGUUAGAUAGUGAUGACAGUGACACUGGUGACCGACUGCAGGCUGAAGACCUUGAAUCAAGCAGGAGGUCUGGCUUGUCUGAGAAUGUGUUGGAAGAGGACAGACCCCUAAAAUCUGGGAAAAAGUACAGAAAACGUAAACCACGUAAAGGGGAUUUUGAAGAAGAGACAGCAAAAAAUGCUAUAGGAAAAUCAAGAAGAAAAAAGAAGGAGAGAAGAGCUGAGUCCAUUAAAAAGCUGGAAAAAGAGAAGCAGCCUAGCACAGAGCAUGUAGAUGGUGGUGAAAGGUAUCCUUUAAAUGACAGUGGAUGUCUUCUUGAUGAUAAGGAGCUCUUUGAUAACGGCUUAGAAGAGGAAAACGAGGAAGAAGAGUCAAUAGAAUCAAUACGAGCAGCAGUGAAAAACAAAGUGAGAAAAUACAAGAACAAAGAACGGUUUCCUGAGGAUGAAGGCUACAAACAUGCAUUUGAUGAUGAAGAUGAGGAACCUGUAGAAAAAGAACCAAAAAGGAAGGAACGGAAAGCAGCAAGGUUGAGUAAAGAAGCCAUUAAACAACUGCAUAGUGAGACCCAACGACUUAUUAGAGAAUCAUCAGUGUCUCUCCCAUAUCACGUGCCUGAGGCCAAAAGUGUUCAUGACUUCUUCAAGCGUAGACCUCGACCAGUAUGUCAAGGAAAUGCCAUGGCAUUACUGAAGUCUGCUAAAUACCAGCUAUCCCUAAAUGAAGAGCCUGCAGACAGUAAGAACUUCAGCACAGAUUGCAAAAAUGGGCAGAGAGAAAGUGAUCAAUCAGCAGCUAAUGAACCAGAAACAAUUCUUGGCAAAGAUGUUGGUGUUGCUGUGAGCAAGCCUCUUGUUGAUGUAGGGAAGAACUUGACAGAAGACUGCGCUGAAAAACCCCAGCAGGACAGUGGUGAUUGUCAGACAGUUGGGGCUGCAACAACUGAUAAUACAGGAGAGCAGCACUCUGAAUUGGUAAGCACUGAUACUCAUGAACAGAAAGAGAAUGAAAUACCUUUAGCAGUUGAUGGAGCUGCCCUUGAGCAAAGAGGUGAAACAGCACCAGAUGUACAAUGUGAAAAAAGCAAUCAACAAGAGGAGCCUGGAGUGGCGGCACAGCCUGAAAAAGUGAGGAAGUCCAAGUUGGAUAAACUUCGUGAACUGGGAAUAGACCUGUCCAUCAAGCCAAGAAUCAACUCUGGCAAUGAAUCCUUUAUAAACCUGGAUGAAUCUGAUUCAAGUAAAGAAUUGGAAGCCUUGAAAGCACGUUUCUUGAAGCACACUCUUCAGGCAUCAAAAUCCAAAGUUGAACGGACCAUAAACAUGAACAUUAUCCGUAAGGAGACUACAUCUGAAGGAAAGGAGGAACUCAAGGCAGAUGUGGUCCCAGCAGUGUUAGCAGCAGAGAGCCUGGAUGAAACAGUCCACACCAAGCCAGGUGAAAAGCUCCAAGCACUGAAGGCUAAACUCCAGGAGGCCAUGAAACUCCGCAGGACUGAGGAACGCCAGAAGCGGCAGGCGUUGUUUAAACUGGAUAAUGAGGAGAUGUUGGAGGAAGAAGAGGAGGAGGAGGAAGAGAUGACAGAUGAGUCUGAAGAGGAAGAAGGUGAUCAUGAGAACGUGGAAUUUCUGCUUGAUGAAGCAGAGGAGGAUAAUGAAGAUACAGAAGAGAAACAUGUUGAAGACUGUGAUAAAGAAACUGACAAAGAAUCAAUUGAUGGUGAAAAGCUGGAGAAAUCUCUGCACUGCGAUUCUGUUUUCAAACCACCUUCCACAGAGUCUACAUUGAUGCUUUUUAAGGACAGCUCCUCAAAAAUGGGGUAUUCUCUUCCUGAUGAGAAACUUGAAAUGGAAGAAGCUGCAGACAAAGGACCUACCAAGUUAGAGGAUGAUGAUUCCUUUUCCCUACCAACACUAGCAAAAGAGAAUAGCCAUAACAGCAGCUUUGAGUUGAUUGGCUCCAUGAUUCCAUCAUAUCAGCCCUGUAACAAGCAGGCAUCACGUGGAGGGAACUUAUCUGCAGCAGGAGGUUUCAGGUCACCUUCCCCAGGUUUUUUCAAAACGAGCUUUAUCAGCUCUGCUUCUAAGAGCUCAGGAAAGAUGUCUGAGCCUUCUCUUCCCAUAGAAGAUUCACAGGAUCUCUAUAAUGCCUCUCCUGAGCCAAAGAGUUUAUUUCCAGGGGCUGGGGAGUCACAGUUCCAGUUUUCUUUGGAAGAUGACACUCAGAGCCAGCUGCUUGAUGCAGAUGGGUUUUUGAAUGUUGGACAACAUAGGAAUAAAUACCAGUCUUCCAAGCAUCAGCUGCCUCUGGCUAGUAUGGAUGAGAAUGCGAUGGAUGCCAAUAUGGAUGAAUUACUGGAUUUGUGUUCUGGAAAGUUCAGCAGUCAAGCUGAACAUGUGCCAAAUACCGACAGCAACAAAAAGCAGAACAUGGAAGAAUUGCUCAAUCUUUGUUCAGGAAAAUUCGUGUCUCAGACAGGUUCCCCAACAUGGGCAUCGUCAAUAUCUUCCAAGGCAGAAAAAGACAGUGACAUAGAAGAUCCGAUGGCAGAAGCUCUAGCACUUUGUUCAGGCUCAUUUCCCACAGACAGGGAAGAGGAAGAUGAAGAAGAGCAAGAAGAACUCGGUGGCUUUCAGCUUUUAACAGAUGAUGAUGAGUGUGAAAAUGAAGAGGAUGAAAAAAGUGGAGACAGUGAUGGUGAAGCCGCAGAAACGAGUGAUGAAGAAGAGCAAUUGCUGAGACGUAGAAACAGCUUGAAGAAAAAACUAAGACUGCAGGAAUUCAUGGAAGAUGAGGCAGAGCUGUCGGGGAGUGAUGUAGGAAGUGAGGAUGAAUAUGAUGGUGAAGACCUCGAUGAAUAUGAAGAAGAGGUUAUUGAUGAGGAACUCCCUAAUGAAGAGGAAUUAGAAAACCAAGUACAGAAAUUACACAUGAAGGCAGUGCUAGAUGAUGACAAGCGCCAGUUACGCCUGUACCAGGAGAGAUACCUCAUUGAUGGUGACCUGCAUAGUGAUGGCCCUGGCAGGAUAAGGAGAUUCAGAUGGAAAAACAUAGAUUAUGCUUCACAGAUUGACUUGUUCCAGAGAGACUCAGAUAAUGAAGAGGAAAAUGAACAAUUUGAUGACACAGAAGUGAAAUGGAGGAAAGAGCGAUUUGAACGAGAGCAGUGGCUUCGUGAGCAGAAAGAAAAAAAUAAAGAGCAAGAGGAAGAGGAAGAAAUAGGUGAAGACAGCCAAUUCAUGAAGCUAGCCAAAAAAGUAACUGCUAAGUCCCUACAGAAGAAAGCAAGCCCAGCAGUAGUGGCACAAGACACAGCACUGUUACCUAGGAACCCCUUUGAAGCAUUCAGACCAGCCAGUGACGUCCAGAUAAAAAGCGGGUCUCUCUUGAACAGACCUAAAGCUGUCCUUCAGAAACUAGCAGCAAUGUCAGACCUUAAUCCAAACGCACCUCGAAAUUCAAGGAAUUUUGUCUUUCAUACGCUUUCCCCAGACAAGAGUGAAGAGGCAAAGGAGAAAUCCAGACUUCAGGUGAAGAAAAGAGGUCCUUCUGCAGUAAUAACACCUCAAGCCAAACGGUCUAAGGUGGACAGCACAGACGAAACAAGUCAAAGCCGAAGCAUAUUCCAGUACUUGGAGAGCUGAGUAUUUCUGCUUAGGGCCAGAGGUUGUAUCUGGUCUCUUUGCCAGCUGUGGUUUGUUUUGCAGGUCUGCCAGCAGCCAUCAGGAAGGUAAACAAGUUGCUGUGUGCUCUUGAGCUGUCACUUAGUUCACAAGUUCCAGUUACUUCCAGCGAAUGGUCUUGUUUAUUCCCUUUUUAAUCCGUUCUCUGUGGCAAAUAAGAGCACAAAAUCUGUGGUUCGCUUGGAGUGAAAUACUAACUUGGUCUUUCCCAAGCAUUAAGGAAACUUUUACACUACUUUAUACUGUCCUCACAAUCUCAUAUGUGUCAGUGGUAUCAGUUCCAUCUGAAAAUACCAUUUGUAUGACAGGUGUGAUGCAGAAAUGCUGCUGUUUGCUUAAAGCACAGAUGAAGGAGGUAUUUCUGCAAUUUGGGGUAAGAAAAAUCAGUGUUAACUGUGGCAGGACAUAUGUUGUUUACACUCAAGUAUGAAGCUGCCUAUGGCUUCCUCCAGUGUCUUAUUUCCUCUAAUGCUAAGCAUUUAUUAGCUUGAUGUUUUAAGAAGCACUAAUUUAUAUUUGAAAUGUAUACUUUUAAAAAAGGUCCCACUCUUUUAUGAGGCAGUUUAAUAAUGAGUUCUUUCCAAGUUUUUAUUUCUGUUUAUAUUCAUACAUGUUGUGUGUAUGUCUGGGGAGAGGGAAGAAUGUGAAUAAUGUGGGAGAGGAAA